AUGAUGGGCAUCGACAGGAUAACGACGUACGGGCAUAUCACCGACAGUAGUGCUGCUGCUGCUGCUGUUAGUGCCGCUGCUGGUGUCACUUACUUAUCACACUACCCAACGCCCGACACUUCCCUCUGCCGGAGCAGCUACAGUGCAUCCUCCCCGGGCACAAGUCCAUCGGUGUCCGGGCCCGAUCUGAACCACACCAACUUCGGCCUCUCCUUUGCGGACGUAAUGUUCGAUGGCGAAUCGUUCGUACAGAUAGACUCCUCCGAUCUGCACAUCUUUGGAUCCGGCCCAGCGCAAACGCUCGGUGGCACGAUUGAUCCUUGUCCGGUGCAAAGUCACCCCAGCUCACCCUACCCACCGGAAGAGUCGCGGAACGGACGGCCAGUUGAGACGAAGACGUGCACUGCCAGUUUCAUAUCUACCCCGGUGAGCCGCACUACCGACCACCGUCGGCUGUACAAGACGCGCAAAUCUAUCUCGGCGGGUAAGAAGGACUGCACACCACCGAGUCCGACCGUGCUGAAGAAGCGACGGCUAGCGGCGAACGCACGGGAACGCAAGCGCAUGAACAGUCUGAACGUUGCGUUCGAUCGGUUGCGCGAGAUCGUCCCUUCGCUAGGGCCGGAUCACAAGCUGUCCAAGUUUGAGACGCUUCAGAUGGCGCAGACGUACAUUAAUGCGCUCAGUGAUCUGUUGGAGCGCGGUGCCGAUGCAACGACCUACAGUCUGUUCGAUAGUCUUGAAUCGAGGGUCGCGUCCAACGAUACCAACAAUAACAGCAGUAGCGGCGUGAAUGGGCAGCAGUUGCUCGGGAGGGACGAUGACUCGCUGGACGAUCGAUUCUUGGACAUGGGAUAUGAUGUGAUGUGA
This is a messenger RNA of Anopheles arabiensis, 870 nucleotides long. RefSeq names its product basic helix-loop-helix neural transcription factor TAP-like. The coding region runs from base 1 to 870 and encodes 289 amino acids. The transcript has a single exon. The record is from RefSeq and is a predicted model, not a curated record. Gene Ontology annotation, molecular function: protein dimerization activity. Lineage: Eukaryota; Metazoa; Arthropoda; Insecta; Diptera; Culicidae.